Molecule: messenger RNA, 1210 nt
Organism: Aspergillus homomorphus CBS 101889
Lineage: Eukaryota; Fungi; Ascomycota; Eurotiomycetes; Eurotiales; Aspergillaceae
Product: ubiquitin domain-containing protein
Exons: 3
Coding region: 92-985 (297 amino acids)
Source: RefSeq, a predicted model, not a curated record
AUCUCCCAGCUGCCGCCCUGCAGUUAGUCUGGACUCCGGACCCUAAGACAUUAUUGCGCUUAUUCCGGCUGAUGGAGCUUGUUCUUACAAGAUGGGUUGCUGCUUUUCCUCGUCGCGAGACAACGAUAAUCCUGCCUAUGCAGCACAGGUAGCCACGGAAGAGCGGCGCCGCGAAUCGUCCCCUCACCGAGCGAUUGCAACCAGCAACGCGCUCUCUGCCACCAACACUUCCACCAGCACGCGCGUUGCCCGGACUAGUCGAUCCGACCCUCACUCACUCAGUCAGCAUUAUAAUGCGCCGAUCCGUCGUCAUGUCUGGUAUAGCAAACGACGAAUGUGGAGUCGGGCUGCGCUUGACCAAGAGCGCACUGCGUUCUUUGAGACCAGAGUAACGGGUCGUCCGGAAAUUUGGGCUGCUCUGUCUGCAGCAGUGUCUCUGAUGCGAGCUGGUGAUAUCCCAACAGCACAGACCAUUAUCGACGCAGCCGGCAUUACCGUUCCAACGGGCGAUCUCUGCCAGGGUUGCUACGACGAACAAGGCGCCCUCUACCGAUUACCGCAAUGCAUCGUGAGCGAUCCAGAGAAUCUGGUCCGAUCAAUUCAGGAUCAGGACGACGAAUUCGACACCGACGACGGUAGGUUAUCUUCCGAUGAAGCGUCGGGAGAUGACCUGAUCGCAAACAACGUAGACCUCGAACGUCGCCGGGAUGAAAAGGGUAAAACCAGCGAGCGAGAUCUGAUCCGAGUGCGAGCACGACUGAGCGAUCGCGGUGGUCCGGACGUUGAUCUGUCGGUGGGCAAGACUCAGAAUGUUGGCUUUGUUGCCCGCAAAGUGCAGCAGGAGGCAGGGAUCCCUCGCACUCACCGUGUGAAAAUCGUGUACUUGGGCAAGGUCCUAAAGGAGCAUGAGCCCCUGGUGGACCAAGGUUGGAACCCCAGCCAUGUGAUCAACGCAUUAGUUGUCCCGCGGCAUGUCCUCUCAUGACAGCUCACGAACGGUUGAGAACGUGCUCGAUCAAUCUGACGUCUCCCAUGCUCAUGCACAUUCUACCAGUUCAUGCGGAUUUCUUCCGACAGAUCAGAGUGCCAAGGCAGUGGCCGGCAUGAAACGAUUCUGUUGGUCAAAAUCAACCAACCCCCCAACCUCACACAUACAGUUUCGACCCUUACCGCAUCUUCCAGAGGAUUUGAUUGUUUACUUUCAACCGCA